AGAUUUUUUUUUAGUUUGUUUGUGUAGAAACAUAGAUUGUGAAGUGAUGAAUAGUGGGAGUAACUUUAUUCCAAAUGGUAUGGUGUCUAGUGAGACACCAUUUGUUGUAAAAGUGCUUGACCCGAAAAGAUGGUCAAAAGCCGAAGGUAGAACUAGAGAUCUUCUUAAACAUAUUCAGCCCAACCAUACAACAGAAACAUGUCGAAAUGCUGUAGUUUCUUACCUACGAUCCCUCAUCAUGAACUCUGUCCCUUGCCAGGUAUUUCCAUUUGGUUCCGUACCGUUGAAGACCUAUAUACCUGAUGGGGACAUUGAUCUAACAGCGUUCUGUGAUAGUCACCAUUCAGAAGACCGUCUGAUUCAAGAUAUACUGCGUAUUUUAGAGAGAGAAGAGAAGAAUCAGGACGCGCAAUUUCAAGUCAAAGAGGUUAAGUAUAUCGAGGCCAAGGUGAAGAUUAUCAAGUGUUUAGUCGAAAACUUUGUAGUUGACAUAUCUUUCAACCAGAUUGGUGGUUUGGGAACACUUUGUUUUAUUGAAGAGGUAGAUAAUUUGAUAAAUCAGAAUCACUUACUGAAGCGGAGUAUUAUAUUGAUAAAAUCUUGGUGUUUCUAUGAGAGCCGCAUCCUGGGAUCUUACCAUGGACUUCUUUCAACCUAUGCAUUGGAAACUUUAGUCAUAUAUGUAUUUCAUGUUUACAGUAGUACAUUUGCUGGACCACUUGAGGUACUCUAUCGAUUUUUGGAUUUCUUCAGCAAAUUUGACUGGAGCAAGUAUUGUCUCAGCUUGCGAGGUCCAGUGCCUAUAAGUUCACUCCCUAAUAUGAAAGCUGAACCUCCACGUAAGGAUUGCCAAAGGUUGUUGCUGAACCAUCAUUUUCUUAAUGCUUGUGAAUCCAUGUACGGCGUUCUGUGUAGCAGCAAAGAAUUAAAAGAGAAACCAUUUGUUUCUAAAUACAUUAGUAUUGUAGAUCCUUUGCUUCCUAACAACAACAUAGGCGGAAGCAUUAGAAAAGGAAACUUCUCUAGGAUAAAAAGUGCAAUUGCUUUAGGUGCAAAGCGAAUACAGAGGUUACUGUCUUGCCCAGAAGACAAUGUAAUAGCUGAAUUUGAUUUGUUUUUUAAGAAUACAUGGGAGAGAAACGAAGAAUCAAAGCAAAUGCUAGGACCCUCUGAUGGACUUGCUGCUUCUCAAACUUUGAGAUCAAAGCAUGGCGGCGUUUUCACUGGUACAAUGGCCUUUGAUAUGCAGCAUACAAAUACCAUGAAGAAUGCACUUGCUAAUAGAGACCAAAGUGCUAUAUGUUCAUCAUAUGAAGUUCGUGACAAGCCUUACUUUCCCGGGUUUUAUUCUAGUUCAGAAUUUGGUCCUUUCUAUAGUGAAGCUUCAACUCAUCAUUGCUACAAGACCAGAGUUUCAUCUGAAAAUUAUCAACCUUUUGGGCAGAUUUCGUAUGAUUGGAGAAAUGGAUAUGAAGAUGACCCAGAACAUUCUUCAAGUGGUUAUUAUUGCAAAUAUGGGAUGGACGUCAAUGAUGAAAAUGUCCGUCCUGUUGAUGGAGCAAUGCUGAUGCAACAAGAAAAGUUUGGUUUUCCUUAUUUCAAUGAAUACCUGCAAGCACCAGUGAAUGUGAAUCCAUGUGUACCUUUCCCACCACCCCAUCUUUUAGCUCCUGGAUAUAUGCAUGAAAACUCAUUUGGGAUGUUUCGAGAAGAUGCCUCUUCUUCUCAGUACUUUCCAGGCUACAAUAUGCCUCAUUAUCACAACACAGCUCCAUUUCCAUUUGCGAGACCAUUCUAUGAGGGAGAAUUUACUGGACCAUUUGAUUAUAGCUCAUCAGUACCUCAUCCAGACCAUCAAAGACAAAUGGAUAUUAACAAAGGUUCCAGCUCUGGUAAUUCAUCUUGGCAGACAUGUGCUUCAAGCUACACGCGAAAAGAUUAUGAGAACACUAGCACUGAAGCUAUUAAUUCAGAUUUUAAAGCUCUUCAAUUAGGUAAGGAACUGCUAAAGACUGCGCCUAACUCAUCAAUUCCUGAUCUUGUUGGCCCUUCUAGUCCGAGUCAGAGAACCGUUGAUGACCAACGUUUUCGACCAGUUGCAGAUGGUUCCUCUGGACCAUCAUUUCAAGUUCCUACCAUGUUCCCAUUCUACAAUCUUCCUACCGAGACUGAAACUACUUUUGCAGCCAGAAAUAAUGUGGGGAUGAUGCAUGCUGGUUUAGGCAAUCUUUAUCCGCCAGAGUCGAAUGCCAGUUCGAGCUUAGCUCAACAUGCUACCCAUACUAGUCAUGAUACAGCAGCUACUUCAGGAUACUUUGUGAAUGAAGGUUAUGAUAUACUGGAUAGUGAUUUUUUAAGCUAUUGGUGGAAUCUGCAACAUGGAAAGUUUUUCAAGAAUCAAAUAUCAAAGGUACCUUUUCCUCCCUUUGCUACAGUGCCAAUGCAUUUAAGGGCACAAUUUGCGGGGCACAUGAAACCUCAGCGAGGUAUCAUGAACAUUAUGGAGCAUGUUCAAACCCCGGUUCCUGUGAUUCCAUAUGGAGAUGUUUCUCCCUUAUAUGGGAAUAUUAAUGAAGGUGUUGGCUUUUGGCUUCCAAGAACUAGUGAUGGGACUGGGACUUACUUUCCCAGGAUAAAUCCUUCUAGUAAUUACGAGUCUCAGCCAAGGUUUUGCAAGAAAAAUCGUCUUCCGCUAAGUCCAUACAUCCAAAAUCCCAAAUCUGAAAAGAAGGAUAACCAUAGUGAAAGGAAUGACAAUAUGCAUGGAAAAUUUGAGAAGCCAGGUUCAAGUGAAUCAUCCCAUCGAGGUGAAAGCUCAGCAAGAGGUACUAAUGAGGUGGAAAAACCCGGAAGAGAUUCUAACAGCACUUCUAGACAUGAGCCCUCAUCAUCAAAUCACCCCUGGGUUCGAGAAGAGGGAAAAGCGAUCAAUAAACGGAGAUGAUGUUCUCUUUACAGGUGUGUGAGGGAUUCAAGUUGCAGAGAAGAAAGUGAUUUAUCAGCAAUUUACCAUCUUCUUUGUCUGGGAGUCGUUGUAAAA
Messenger RNA from Vigna radiata var. radiata (mung bean), 3040 nucleotides. RefSeq lists its product as uncharacterized. The record is from RefSeq and is a predicted model, not a curated record. Bases 47 to 2944 code for a protein of 965 amino acids. Lineage: Eukaryota; Viridiplantae; Streptophyta; Magnoliopsida; Fabales; Fabaceae. The transcript has 11 exons.